GCCGGUUCUCGCUCAGUGUUCAUCUCCUAAUCAGGGGACAAGUUCGCUCAAGUUGACUCUGCAAUGUCCUGUUAUCCAGAUUACCUCUCUCCGAAUGUAACACCCCAGAAGUUCUCCAAAUCGCAAAAGUCGCGUGCGCGUCGUGAGCCGUCGGGUGUCUUUUCACUCUUUCAAGCACCACAAAUACAGCAAUUCAAAGAAGCAUUUCAACUGAUCGACCAUGACAAGGAUGGGUGGGUCAACGACCAGGAUUUACGGGAAAUAUUCACUAGUCUUGGUAUCACACCCUCGAAGACGAUGAUGGAUGCACUCCUUAGAGCUCGCCCAGGCACGGGGGGACAUGGAAAGGCGCUGUCGGUCAUCUCCUCAUAUGAUGAAUCCGUUGCUUCUGAUCGAGGAAUCAAUUUCACGAUGUUCCUUACUAUGAUGAGCGAGCGUCUCUUCGAGUUUGACCCAGAAGCAGAGUUAAUAGAGGCUUUUGAGUCUUUUGACGAAGGGGAUACUGGGAUGGUCAAAGUGGAAGAAUUGAGAAAGUGGCUAAGCGAAGCAGGCGAGAGAAUGGAUCAGCAUGAGAUCGACAAGUUUCUUAAAGGACCAUUUACUGACCGCCAGGGCAACUUUAAUUAUCGAGAGUGGGUCAAAGUACUCAGAGUUAACGAUGACAACGAAGAGCCAGAUCAACAAGUGUAAUUGUAUGGAAUUCUGAAUCUCUACCGGAUGUUAACAUGUAUAUAUCCAUAUAUCCUGUCUUUUACUGUUGCAGUUCGAAAGUGGGAUAUAUACAGUGUAAAUGAUUAAAGAGAUAUCAGGAGGAAAGAGUUCGUGAAGUACUAAAAUUUUAUUGUGCGGAUAUGAGUUUGGGCGAAAGCCCGAAGGCGGCUUUCCCCGCUAUGGUGGCCCGUCAAUGUAUAUAGAAAUCAAUUGUUUAUCUGACCGGUGGUAGGUUCAGGGUAUAACGUAUUAGUGCGGUGUGGGUUUCGGGGAUAGCUUGCAUGUAUGUCCUUUCACUUUCAUAACGUCAAAUGGUACCCCUCUCAAUAAAUAUUCGAGUGUAGCUCCAAUGCGUAUACUGUGUCCCGACAUUUUCUGUUGACCUCCGGCUUGGAGGGCUUUGUUGAUUGUCGUGAGGAAAGUCUUUCGGGUUAAUGGGACAGUGUUUGUUUUUUUCCCGCGUAGUUGCGUGUAUGCGAAAACAUGGUCGUUUGGGGAUAGUC
Molecule: messenger RNA, 1214 nt
Organism: Serpula lacrymans var. lacrymans S7.9
Lineage: Eukaryota; Fungi; Basidiomycota; Agaricomycetes; Boletales; Serpulaceae
Exons: 4
Coding region: 64-690 (208 amino acids)
Biological process (GO): mitotic cytokinesis; actomyosin structure organization
Cellular component (GO): cytoplasm; myosin II complex
Molecular function (GO): calcium ion binding; myosin heavy chain binding; cytoskeletal motor regulator activity
Source: RefSeq, a predicted model, not a curated record